AAAGUUGUUGUUGUUGGUAUUGUGAAAAUUCUUUAUACUUACCAUUAACAGCUAUAAAUUCAAAUGUUUAUUGAAUACAUUGUAGACGAUCUUUAAAACCGGUUUAACAACAUCAUUUAACCCCUCAACUCCCAAGCAGCACUGGGGUGCCAUAUAUAACAAUUGAAAAUAUAUUGUGUCUGCCAUUCCCACUAUUGAGAUAUGAAGUACUUACCUACUACUGUAGCACAAUUUUAAUAAUGGAGUCCCGAACAGCAGAGCUGAGAAAGUCGGCUCCAGAAUGGAGUUUAGCCGGAGACAGAAAUUUGCUUCAAGCUCUACAAGACUUACACCAGAAAUUAAUGAGCAAAUGCCAAGAAGUAAAUACAAAUUUAGAUGACAUGGUCAACAAAUUAGAUAAUGCCUCAGUAGAUUUGCAAAAUGUUAACAAUAAGUUUCUUGCCUUAAGUAAUAGCCAAUUCAUUGAAAGUAGGGUGUAUGAUGAAGAUAUUACAUUAGAAGGAGAACAAGAAAUGAAAACAAAUCCACCAGUGAGUGAAGAAGAUGAGCUGUUGAAGCUUAAACGGAGUCUCCAGACAUUUGAAAGGAUGCAUGAAGCUGUAAGAAUUCUAGACAGUGAUAGUUCUGAUGAGGACGAUGAUUUCAGUACAAUAUUGAAGCCCAAAGACAUGUACUCACAAAGACCCCUGCCUUACAUCAUUGGCUCUCGGAAAUGGGAAACAAAAUGGCAUGUAGGGCUGGUGCCAUCCGAGUCUGAGAGUGAUGACGGCGAAGACAAUUACUUUGCGAAAAGACAAGAGCCUCGCGAACAAUACUCGGAGUCAGAGUCCGAAGAUGAGGGGACAUACCAAAAGGAAGCAACUCGUGUGUCUUCUAGUUCGGAGGCGGAGUGGGAGCCGAGCCCCGGGACGAGCGCGCGGCCGGCGGACGUCGCGGCGCAGAUAGCCAGGCGACUCGCCGCUCAGGAACCGGCUCUGGAAACUGAAAUUGAAUCCCGGCAGCCAUCUAUUCCAGAUAGUGGUCCACGCAAAGUGUAUAGAGCGGAGCAACCUGGUACCAUACCUGUUUUCUCCGAGGAGCCGCCGCCUUUAGAUGACUCUAUCGACGACUACAGCGAUAACUACAGCGACGAGGAAGAUAUAUUCGCGGAGUUGCACAGGAAACCGUCUACACAUAGACAGAGUGAUCCUCGCAGCGUUGAUCCAAUUGUAGAAAAACUCUUCGGUGAUGAAAUACUAAGAAAUGAAGAUAAACAGGAUGAAAAGGUGGCAAGCUCUGUGGGCACAUCUAUUUUACUAAAAAAUGAUUCGAAAGCAAAUUUACUACCGCAGAAAAAUGUAGCAGAAUCGACGGAAACAAAUCGAAAGGAGCAAACUAUUAAAAAACCAGUUGGUGGAAUGUCGCUUUUCGGAUCCAGCCAAGGAGCGGAGAGUAUCGGAGCAGCUAUACUAAAACGUAAUCAAAGAAAAUCGUCAACCUCGGAUGAUGAAGAUAAACCUGUAGAAGAUAAUUCGCAACCGCAGCGAAUAGUCAAUUCUGUACCUCCACCAGCAAAUAAAAUUAUAGAAGAUUUAUUUACAAAACCUCAGGCAACUAAAAAGCUACCGACAAUAGGAAAAGUAACUGGAGUCACAUCUACUCAAAAAAGUACACCGAAACCGAAAAUGGACUUGUUCAGUGAUGAUAAUAUAUUCGAUGAUCUCGACGACACAUUCACGUCUGGAAUUGUUACUAAACCAAAAGAAACAAAACAAAAAUCGAUAUUUGAUGACGAUGAUUUGUUUGUCGAUGUCAUUACCAACACUGUUGCUAAAGACGAUAAGAAAAAGAGUUUAUUUGAUAGCGAUGAUGAGCUGUUCAAAGAAGAUUCAAUUGAGACUACGAGUACAAGCGCCAAGAAGACUGUUACGACAAAAAUAAAUGAAACUAGUGGAAAUAAAAAUACUGAAGCUAGUAUAUUUAGCGAUGGCAACGAUAGCGAUGACAUUUUUACGUCUAACAAUAAUACACCUAAUUUUUUUCAAUCUCGAACAAUGUCUGAAACUUCUGAUCAAAAAUCAGCACAAAAUGAUAACUCAAACACUGUGCAUAGUACAAAUCAUGUGCAAACUAUUCAUAAUGAAAUAACAGUCCAACACACUCAAACUUCAAACAAAACCCUGGAACCGACAUUACCCAAGAAGUUCGAAAGCCCUCUACUGUUUGACGAAGAUGAUAUCGAUGAUUUAUUUACAAGCAAUAUGAAUGCCUCAAAAAUAAGAGAAUCGAAAAUAGGAUCGAAUAAAGAUGAGCAUGUCUUUGAUAAUGAAAGUGUCAUAAAAGCAACAAAAGCUAGUAAAGAAAAUAACGAUCAGGCUUCUGAAAAACAGGCUUUAAAAGAUACUGGCUUAGUCGUUAAUAAUACAGAAUCUGAUAAAUAUUUAUUUAAUUCACCAAAAUCUCGCGAAGAAGUUGGAUACGAUAAAAAUACAAAUGAUAGUAUAUUGAAAAUAUCAAAUGAUUCUGAUAAAAACAGAAAUAAAGUUAAAAACUUUGUAUCGGAAGAUUUUAAAGUAGAGGAAACAAAAAAUAUUUCUUUAGAAAAUGAGGAAUCUCUUGGUGAUAUUAAAGGCACAGAAAAAGUUACAGUCACAAGUGACUACUUAUUAAAUGCUCCGGUGAACAAAGAAAAUGCCAAUAACUUAAGUGAUUCUGUGACAACAGAAUCAAUUAGUACCACUAUAAAACACAAUCAAAAACAACAUGAUGAAUUCGAAGACCUUUUUAGUGAUAUUCCUCCAGCUUUUGAAAAGCCCGCAGAACCAAAGAAAAGUAAAAAUGUAAAUGCAUUAUUUGACGACGACUCAGACGACGAAGCCCUGUUCUUUAGGAAAAGUGAUGUAACAGAUGAAAAACCAAAAGUUUCGUACGACAAUGAUAGGUUUAGAAUUUUCCACGAUGAACCUCCUGAUGUUGACGUAGAUUUUACUACAAAAACAGAAAAUGCCUUAAAAACUGUUGACUCUGACGAAGAUUUAUUUACUUUACCGAAAUAUAACGAAAACGGUAAAAACAAACCAGACACGAUAGACAAAUAUCCUUCAAAUGUUAAGACAGGUCACGAAAAUAUUCAACAAAACGAUGACUUAUAUAGCAAAACACAAGAUAGUGUAGAAAUUAAAAAGGAAGAAAGUUUAGAUAUAUCUAAGCUAUUGAGUAGUGAAAUUAUUGAGACUGAUAGUAAAUUAAAUUCCGAAAUAAGUAGUACUGUUAAUCAACCGAUACCUAACAUCGUGUCGGAGCAAAACGAUAAGGACACAGAAAUAAGUGGAAAAAAAUCUGUUGGCAAGUUAAAACCUAUGAAUAUAAAUAUCAAUGUUCAAUCUUUAUUGCCUGGAGCUUCACCCACUAAACAAAAACCAAAAGAUGAGUCAGAUGGUUCAACAUUUUCGACUCAAAGUAACGAGGAAUUAAACAAAUAUAGCAAUGAAAAAGAAGACUUAAAAAUGGUAAAGUCUGUAAGUUUUGAUGGCGACCCUGGGUCAGAGGUUCUAGAUAACAAACUAUCUAAAGGGAGAGCUAGAAUUCAAGUAAAAAGACGUCCAUCGUCAAGACGAGCUAGGUUAGAAGCUGUACGAAAAUCAGGCAUUGACUUUACAGACGAUUCAACUGAUAAUUCUAGCUCUUUUGAUGAACCAAAGCCUGCAUCAUCAUACCAUGAUAGAUCUUCUGAAGUAAAAGAAGUGCCAGUUCAUACUAGCACUUCUGAUAUUGUUAGUACUACAACCGUAAACACAGUCAUAAGUAAAGAGAUGACUUCCAGUAAAAAUAUUGAUAAUCUUGAAAAUAACAUCACCACGGAAGUAAAGUCUAAGACUGUGUACAUUCUACACGAUGAAGAUAUUUUUUCCAACAGUCCAAAUACAAAAACAGACACGACCAAAAAAUCUUUGACAAUCUUAGACGAUGAUGAUGAUGAAGAUUUGUUUAAAAGCCCAGGUUCUACGUCCGCCAAAACUAAUAAAACAUUAGAAAAGCCUAAGGAAGAUAUAAAUAAAAAUAUCAGUAAAAAUAAUAAAAUCCUAGUACCAAAGGCAACCAAAUCUAUUUUCGACGAUUUGAGUGAUGACGAUGAACUAUUUGGUGGUAAAAAUGCCAGCGAAUCGAGGAGCAAUGUAAAAAGUAAAGACACUAACAAAGUUAAACAUAAUGUAUCAUCUAUGAAAACUGGAUCUCUGUUUGGUGAUGACAGUGAUGAUGAGGAUUUAUUUAAGACUGCUAGAAAUAACGUUUUAGAAGUGAAAGCAGCAAAACCCAAGGAAAUAACAACAGUAAAGUCAACAGCGGUAACGCAUGAUCCACUUUCGCUGUUUGAUGACGACUGAAUGUCGUAUUUUCUCGGCUGAACAAAGGAUUUUCACUAUUUUCGUAAGAAGGCUUAAAAUUUUAAAAAUCGAACAUGCGUAAACUUGUUAAGUAUAUAAAAUGUAAAUAACUAUUUAUGUUACAAAAUAGUCAA
Aricia agestis (brown argus) is the source of this 4498-nucleotide messenger RNA. RefSeq names its product WASH complex subunit 2 (gene FAM21). The record is from RefSeq and is a predicted model, not a curated record. Lineage: Eukaryota; Metazoa; Arthropoda; Insecta; Lepidoptera; Lycaenidae. Bases 240 to 4364 code for a protein of 1374 amino acids. The transcript has 13 exons.